Lethenteron reissneri (Far Eastern brook lamprey) is the source of this 4342-nucleotide messenger RNA. RefSeq names its product solute carrier family 25 member 36-like. Gene Ontology annotation, cellular component: mitochondrion. NCBI's taxonomy places the organism in Eukaryota, Metazoa, Chordata, Hyperoartia, Petromyzontiformes, Petromyzontidae. Gene Ontology annotation, biological process: pyrimidine nucleotide import into mitochondrion. Gene Ontology annotation, molecular function: pyrimidine nucleotide transmembrane transporter activity. The record is from RefSeq and is a predicted model, not a curated record.
GGGUCAGCGGGGUCACGGUGAAGGAGACGGCGAGUGGAGGCAUGGCGGCUGCAGACGCGCGUGUUCAUCUGUUCGCCGGCGGCUGCGGCGGCACGCUGGGCGCGGUGCUCACGUGCCCGCUGGAGGUGGUGAAGACUCGCCUGCAGUCGUCGGGCUCCCUGUCGGGACUCCGCUCCGGCGUGGCCCCUGCGCCGCUCGCGCUCGCCCCGUGCCGGCAGCUCGUGGCGCCCGGCUCGCUGGCGCUUCACGGAGCCGGCGCGGUGCCCGGCGGCGGCGGCACCGUCACCGCCGCCCGCGUCGCCACGCCGAGCUUGGCACAGUGUCUCAGGACGAUAGUGGAGAAGGAGGGAGUCCGGUCCCUGUUCCGGGGUCUGGGUCCCAACCUGGUAGGAGUGGCCCCGUCGCGCGCCAUCUACUUUGCGGCCUACUCCUCCGCCAAGGAGCACUACAACUCCGUCUUCCAGGCCGAGUCUCCGCCAGUGCACAUGUGCUCCGCUGCCACGGCCGGCUUUAUCACUAACACCUCCAUGAACCCCGUGUGGCUGGUGAAAACUCGCAUGCAGCUCGAUGCAAGGAGCCGCGGCGAGCGCGGCAUGACGGCGCUGCAGUGCGUGCGCAAGGUGUACCGCACGGAGGGCGUCCGCGGAUUCUACCGCGGAAUGACGGCCUCCUACGCCGGCAUCUCCGAGACCAUCGUUCACUUUGUGCUCUACGAGAGCCUCAAGAGGCGGCUGCUGGAGGCGCGGGGACACAACUCCGGCCGCGACGGCGCCGGCGGCGGUGGUGGGCCCAGGGCGGAGGGGGCAUCCCGGCGUCUUGGCGGCACCGCCACCUCGGUCGUCGUGGCCGCGGCCGCCCCCGCCGCUGCUGCCGCCGCCGUGGCGACGGCGGAGGACGGGCGGCUGGCCAGCGACUUCCUGGUGCUGAUGUGCGCCGCGGCCUGCUCCAAGGCCUGCGCGUCCUGCCUGGCCUACCCACAUGAGGUGGCACGCACGCGUCUGCGCGAGGAGGGCACCAAGUACCGCUCGCUGGUGCAGACGCUGCGCGUGGUGGCGCGCGAGGAGGGCGGCCGGGCGCUGUACCGCGGCCUCCCCGCUCACCUCCUGCGGCAGGUGCCCAACACGGCCAUCAUGAUGGCCACGUACGAGGUCGUCGUCUACCUGCUCGGCGGAUAGGCCGUCGCCCCUCCCACCUCACCCCGUGAGGCCAGCCGAGCGACUCUUAACAGCGCCAGCAAGAGGCUGCGGUGGCACCGGUCGAGGCGGCGGCGACAGAAAAGCGACGCAGAAACAGCAGCAGCAUCAGCAACAUCAAGGCUAGUGGUGGCAAUUAGAAGCAGCAGCGUAAGCGGUGGCGGUGGCUGCAGUAGAUACAGCAGCAGUAACAGAAGCAGCAUCAGCAGCAUCAGCAGCAUCAAGGCUAGUAGUGGCAAUUAGAAGCAGCAGCGUAAGUGGUGGUGGUGGCUGCAGUAGAUACAGCAGCAGUAACAGAAGCAGCAACAGCAGCAGCAGCAACAGCAGCAGCAGCAUCAAGGCUAGUGGUGGCAAUUAGAAGCAGCAGCGUAAGCGGUGGUGGUGGCUGCAGUAGAUACAGCAGCAGCAGCAGCAGCACGAGCUAGCAACAACAACCAAAACCGGUAGUAGCAGCAGUAUUAGCAGUACCAGCAGCUUCAGCAUGAGCAGCAGUGGCAGUAGCUACAGCAGUUGCGGCAACAGCGGCAUCAAGGGGUAGUAGUGGAAAUUAACACCAGGAGUAGCAGCAGCAGCAGCGAUAACAACAGGAGUAGCAGCAGCAGCAACGAUAACAACAGGUGUAGCAGCAGCAGCAGCAACGAUAACAACAGGAGUAGCAGCAGCAGCAGCAACGAUAACAACAGGAGUAGCAGCAGCAGCAGCUACGAUAACAACAGGAGUAGCAGCAGCAGCAACGAUAACAACAGGAGUAGCAGCAGCAGCAGCAACGAUAACAACAGGAGUAGCAGCAGCAGCAGCAAUGAUAACAACAGGAGUAUCAGCAGCAGCAACGAUAACAACAGGAGUAGCAGCAGCAGCAGCAACGAUAACAACAGGAGUAGUAGCAUCAGCAAGAGUCGUAGCAGCAGCAGCAACGAUAACAACAGGAGUCGCAGCAGCAGCAGCAACGAUAACAACAGGAGUAGCAGCAGCAGCAACGAUAACAACAGGAGUCGCAGCAGCAGCAGCAACGAUAACAACAGGAGUAGCAGCAGCAGCAGCAGCAACGAUAACAACAGGAGUAGUAGCAGCAGCAAGAGUCGUAGCAGCAGCAACAACAGCACCACUUGCGCCUAGAAGCAGAACCCGAUGAUGACCUCUAAGGUGGGGGCGUCAUCAACAGCAGUGCAGCAAGUAGGUUUGCUGUCGGCGCCUGUAAGAUUUUUACAUUUUUUUUAUUUUAAAGCGUUAUCCCCCUACGUGCGAGCGGUGGGUUUUCUCCCGAGUCCUCGUUCGUAAGCGCGGGGACCCACACCUCCUUGGUCAAACAAUCCCUCUCAGCAGGAGCCUCCUGACAGAAAAACAGGAGUCUUGAGACUCGGUUGAAAGCCUUUCCUGGAGAAGCGACCUUGAUAAAACCACCGAGGCAACGCAGACUCUUGUCACCCUACCAGAGGUCGCAACCGGGUACCCGAUAGCCGUACCCUACCCGAUACUCGGCUACCCAUACCCGGCCGGGUACGGGUACCCGUUUGCGACCCUGGUGUGCGGCCGGGUAUGGGUACGGGUACGGGUAGGCCGUGAGUCACUGGUGAGUAACCGUUUGUCACUCAUUUCACAAUUCAAGUUCCUAGAAUCAACCCACCCGCGCCUGCAACAUGGCUUCAUCCCAGAGGUCGCAAUCAGGUACCCUAUACCCGUACCCAGCCGGGUACGGGUAUAGGGUACGGGUACGGCCGGGUACGGGUACCCGUUUGCGACCCUGGUGCGGCCGGGUGCGGGUACGGGUAAGGAAUCAAAACCCGUUUGCGACCUCUGCACCCUACUCUGCCCGGGGGCUGACUGAGCGUGGCUUUCCCCGGUCGGACGGGUAUCUAUCUCUUAGAAACGAAUUCCAACAAAGACAAAGAUCCCCCGUGUAGCCUCAACAGACUGUAGGGGCAAGUGCUGUUAGCGAGCACCUAUGAAGGCCGGCACGGCACACGACGGGGUGGGUGGCCAGCACCACGCCCGGCCGCCUUUGUCUCCCCAGUGGCGAUGUUUACACAUCGCACCAGGCAAUUAUUUGAGGUUGAGUCGACCUAGGGGAGGCCCAGGACCAGUGCAAAUAAUCGUCACUGGUGUUGGCCUUAAGCAGGAAUCGAACUUGGGUCGCCGGAUUUGUAGCGCAACGCACCAACGUACUAACCGUUGCGCCACCACUCCCUACAAAUACACACACACCGACACACACACCGACACACACACCGACCGACACACACAGAAAUGUGGAUAUGGGCGGAGAACCGAUAAUCAAUUGGUGAUCGUUUCCUGCGUGCGAUUAUCAACGACGCUAAAAAUCCCGAAGUGAACACCAAUCAUCAGCGUCGCUGCAUCAGCCACCGUCACCACCAUCAGCAGCAUCGUCGGCAGCAUCAUCCUGCGUCGCUGCAGUGAGCGCACCGUGGACUUGUCUGACGAGUCAGUCUAACGAGUCAGUACGUCGUUGAACAAGACUCCACCACGAUCGACUGUUGGCGUUUUAUGGGGGGGGGCCUUGAGUGUUGUUUGAAGUGGUUUCGAGUCGGUUCUGCGACAGUUUAGCAUCGCUACAGCACCCGUACGAGAGUGCGCGUGUGGCGAGCUAAAUUUACGAUUGGGGCUGCGUCUUCCAUAUACAGGUGAUGAUAUUGUUGUCGUAUUUAUUUAAAUGAUUAGUAUUUAUAUUGCUUUGUGUAUGAUAUGUAUUUUUUUGUACUGCCCCUUUAUGAAGCCACUGUUGGACGAGGGUCUCUCCCCACGCCGUGCGGGUCGUGGUGGGUUAUUUGACCAUACUUCACCACGCCGGUCGGUGCAGCUUUGGAGCAUAGCACAGUCCAAGUGGACUUUGCUGCACUUCCAUGUGCUGCCCGCCACUGGUUCACACCGCGGAACUUUCGUAGGCCUCACCAGUUAAAUUGUUUUAAUCACCGUUGCGUGGAUUUAAAUGGGGUUCACGAGACUCUAAAAGCGGCGUGUUAACAACUGCCAAGGUGGUGGCCGGGUGGCUCGAAGGUCUGGGUUCGAAUCCAGGGUGACAGCCGCCUGCGAUUAAAGCGGGUUCUCAGGCAGCCGGGGUCACCAACGACUGCACAAAAAGCAACAAACAAAAAACAGAAAUCUUCUUGGUUCUUUCGGUAAAGUCACGUAGA